AUGGACCUAUUUCACACCGUCACUCAAACCAUUGAUCAAGUCCUGACUUGCGACUGGUACGACUCGUUCAAAUCAUUCAAAAUGGAAGGAAACAAGUCCGAAGACAAAACUAUGGAUACAGUCCCGGGAGGCGAGACUCCUCAAUAUGAGUCCAUCAAGACUGAGACCGUUCCCACCUCGAAGCAGAGAGGUCAAUUGGGCGGUGGCUCUAAUACUUCGGAAAGCCCCUCCGUCGCUGAAGAACGGGGAAGCCAGACAGCCGAAAAUAUAAGAUAUGGCCAGAAUAUCUCAGAGUCCGGCAUGGGUGGGAAGACUGCGGCGCAAGGCGGCCAUGCCGGUCAGGAAGGUGGCUAUGGAGGGACACGAGAUCAGGCCGAAGGACAGGAUGAUACCAGGCCGCAGCAAAGGUAUGGGCCAGGGAGCGGGGUCGGGGCAUGA
Messenger RNA from Fonsecaea multimorphosa CBS 102226, 438 nucleotides. RefSeq lists its product as uncharacterized. Lineage: Eukaryota; Fungi; Ascomycota; Eurotiomycetes; Chaetothyriales; Herpotrichiellaceae. The transcript has 3 exons. The record is from RefSeq and is a predicted model, not a curated record. The coding region runs from base 1 to 438 and encodes 145 amino acids.